AUGAGCCGCAUCUUCGUGGGUUUCGAUACGUCCUUUGUUCAUGAUUUACCCGCAACGCUCGAUGAGGUCUAUGAAGACAAAAUAAAUGGUAUAGCAGCACCUCUUUUCCAUCCUCGCUUUAAGCGUGAUGAUCACGAGCUUUCAGACUUGCGUGAUGGACCACAGACACGUUCUGACUUGGUCAUGGACUCGCGCGGUUGGACUGCGUCAGUUGUGGGCAAUAUUUCCAAAUAUAUUGACCUGGAUGCUACAACACUGAGCGUACGUUUAAGUGCAGAGAAGAUUUUCAAGCAAGAAGUGGCGUGGGCAUCGCAUCUGUCUGUACGAGCUGUGAUGUUGCCGUCGCCUCGCCACGUUUACAAUUCUGCGAACUACGCACGGGUGCUUAAUCAGUCGCUGACACAGGCGCAGUAUCUGCAGUUUUGGGUGCGUAUACCCCUGACGACGAGACAGCAAUUGAAUGUCACAGCCUCAAUGGAACUUGAUUCGGAAGCUGGUCUCCGUGGUUCUGCUAUGAAGACAGAUGAAGGAAAAGAGGACGCUCAAAUCGACCCGUGGGAUACGUGGGAUGCCUUGCGAGCUCGCUGCGAAUAUCACCCAAAACUGCACGUGGCCUUAGAAAUCACAGCCGAUCUACCAAGCACAGAGGAGAUACAACGCUGGCUAGGAGAAUCAGUGAAGGCAGCGAUUAUUCCGAUGAAUAUCUUCCUGACCAAUCGCAAGGGAUUCCCGACACUAUCACAACGACACCAGAAGCUCAUGGCACAUCUUUUCCAGCACAAUAUUCAAUUUUAUCUCAGCGGAAGGCCUCGACAUCGUGGCAAGCUAUUGCCAUACGUGCAGUAUCUCCACUUUUUAUAUAGCAAGCGUCCAAAUUUAGACCGAAAAGCGCAGUUUGAGGCCCCGUAUCUCGACUAUCUUCAAGCUCCAUUACAGCCUUUAAUGGAUAACCUCGAAUCGCAGACGUACGAGACAUUUGAGCAAGACGCAUUUAAGUACAAUCAGUAUGAAAAGGCGAUCACACUGGCGUUGGCUAAGACCCGUGAAGACAAAGAGUCGGUCGUUAUGGUCGUUGGCGCAGGCCGUGGACCCCUCGUACGCUCUGCUCUUCGUGCUGCCUUGGCUGCGAAUCGUAAGACGCGGAUGUUUGCGGUUGAAAAGAAUCCUAACGCAGUGAUAACGCUACGAAAUCUUAAAACGUCAGAAAAAUGGGACAACGUCACGAUCGUUGCAUCCGAUAUGAGAAACUGGCGAACAGAUGAACGUGCAGAUAUAAUGGUGAGCGAACUUUUGGGUUCCUUUGGAGACAAUGAGCUGUCGCCAGAGUGUCUGGAUGGUGCACAAAAUUUCUUGCAAGAAAAUGGAAUUAGUAUUCCAUGUGAAUACACAUCUUACGUGACGCCAGUCAUGUCAUCAAAACUCUGGAAUGAAGUCAAAGUACAAGACUCGCUUAAAAGCUUCGAAACGCCGUAUGUUGUUCGCCUUCACAACUUUUACGCAUUAGCUCGGACCCAAAAGUGUUUUACUUUCACCCAUCCGAAAUUUCAUGGUCGGAUUGACAACAGAAGACAAGCGGAACUUCGCUUUACAACUACCGAGAGCGCUGUUGUCCAUGGUGUGGCAGGUUACUUUGAUGCUGUGCUCUUUGAGGACGUGACAUUGAGUAUCGAACCGGAAUUGCACUCGGACGGCAUGUUCAGUUGGUUCCCCAUUUUCUUCCCCUUGCGUCAACCAUUGCGCUUAGAAAAAGGCGACGACAUUGUUGUCAGCUUUUGGAGACUUGAGUCUAGCAAUCGUGUUUGGUAUGAAUGGUCGGUAUCUACAGGUGACGGCAAGCGCCAUAAUCCAAUUCAUAAUCCUAAUGUAUCAGUAUAUGAAUAA
Molecule: messenger RNA, 1881 nt
Organism: Plasmopara halstedii
Lineage: Eukaryota; Oomycota; Peronosporomycetes; Peronosporales; Peronosporaceae
Product: protein arginine n
Exons: 6
Coding region: 1-1881 (626 amino acids)
Biological process (GO): peptidyl-arginine N-methylation; regulation of DNA-templated transcription
Cellular component (GO): nucleus; cytosol
Source: RefSeq, a predicted model, not a curated record